ACAGUUCUCCGUCGCCAUUUUGCCGUCAAUGAGGAGGGGCGGGGCCACAUUACUGCAGUCGUUACGUACACUGUAAACAGGAAGUAGUCCGCAAGAUUUUCUGACCUGAGAGAGAGCCAUGGGGAAAAGCUGCAAGGUGGUUGUGUGUGGCCAAGGUGCAGUAGGUAAAACGGCGGUUUUGGAGCAACUACUGUAUGCCAACCAUGUUGCAGGUUCAGAACCCAUGGAGACACUGGAGGAUAUCUACAUCGGCUCCGUAGAGACUGAUCGUGGUACACGAGAGCAGGUGCGCUUCUAUGACACCCGCGGCCUCCGGGAUGGGAUGGAGUUCCCUCGACAUUACUACACUUUUGCAGAUGGCUUUGUACUUGUUUACAGCAUCGACAGUAAAGAGUCCUUUAAGCGAAUGGAGGCACUCAAGAAGGACAUAGACCGUCACAGAGACAAGAAAGAGGUGACCAUUAUUGUGCUUGGUAACAAGCUUGACAAGCAGGAUGAAAGGAGAGUCGACUCCAACAUGGCCCACAACUGGGCGAGGAACGAGAAGGUUCGUCUGUGGGAGGUGUCGGUGGUGGACCGACGCACACUCAUUGAACCCUUUGUCUACCUGGCCAGCAAAAUGACCCAGCCACAGAGCAAGUCCUCCUUCCCUCUCAGUCGCAACAAGAAUAAGGGUGGUGGUUCUACAGACAGUUAGAUGACCAAACACUUUGGUCAUGUUCAAGAGGGAGGAAUAAGGGAGAAGAGAGGCAUUAAAGGGAAUCUUGUUUUAGUAAAGGAUCAAUUUUGAUAUCAUGAAGGACUGAUAGUAAAAGUUGGUUUUAAGAAUGUGGAGAAGCGAUGAGAGGAAAGAUUGUUUAGAUAUUUAUAUACAGUGAGCACUGUUGGUAUUGGUAUAGCAUUCAUAUUUAAUGUUUCGGUGAAAUACUUACUACUUUAAUUAUGACUGAAAAUGGCGAUCUCUUGAUUGUAUUUUGCCAUAUCAGCUAAGAAAUCAAAGAAUGCAAGGUGUUUUUGUUCGUCACCCCCAAUAUAUUGGGUUGGAUUAUGGUCAAACUGUUCACCUACAUUCUUUACACUUACUGCUGUUAUCAUUGGACCUACAUAAUAUAAUUCUUGAACUACUGACAAUCAGCAUUUGAUCUCAGUUUAAACUCAAACAGAGUUUUAAGAUAUCAUAGAUUCAUGGUGCUCACUGUAUAGAUAAAUUAGGACCCAGCACACAUGUACCCUGGCUACCAUUUUAUGUGCAUGUACUCACAGACUGAAUCAUAAAUGGUGGCAGUUUCAAAUGUUACCUAAUUAUCGCAUCACACAGAUAUUGAAUCUCACAUGUUGUAAAAGUUAUGAUGGGUCAAGGGAUUUAUUGAUACAUUACUUAUCAUGUAAAGUAACUGUGCCGUUUGUUGGUCUGGAGAUUUGUUACACUAUAUAUAGAUUCACUGUUUGAUGUUGUAGAGUGUAUAAUUGACAUUCCUUACCACAGAUGCCCUUCGGUCCAGGCUUAAGAAGUUUAAAUAUGAGAUAAAAGAUAUUCAGAUGAAAGGCGGUUUCUGCAGGCUCAGGUGCUACUUUUUUCUGCUUGCUACACGUAAAAAACAAGGGGCACAAUAUAUAUAGUAAAACGUCAUAUCUUUAACAACAUGACUCAUUAUAUUAUCAGUUACAGUCACUGCUGAAGUUGAAGCUGGUCUUUUUAUACUGAGCUGUAAAAUAAAACCCAUUGGAACACAUGAGACAUUAAUUGACCUGUUCAUUCACGGUGCAACACGAGGUCAAACAUGUGCAGCUUUUAAUAUUUGUUUUAUUGAAAGGGGGAAAUCUGUUGCACUUGUCUUCAAUAUUCAUGUGUUUGUGCCAGAGUCUAUCAAUACCAUGUAUCAUUCAACUUUUUUUUUUUUUUUUUUUUUUGGAAAUAUCAAGCAUUCAAGUUUUAACAUCAUUAAUAUGGGUUCAAUUGAUAUUUGUUUGCAUGUUUUGUAAACAAAUUAAAUGAUUUUUCCUGUGCCUAACCAGAAGGGUUUUCAGUUUAUUGUAGUUAGUUUCAUGGCCAGUAGAUGCGUUCGGUCUUCCAGUAAAAACUACUGGAUAUACUCACAAAACCAGUCGCCACAUGAGGUAGUUCUAAGGAUACAGUUUCAGUCAGUUUCAUUUUAAGGGAAAUAUCAAUGUGUAUCCAACUAACAAACUUGGGGUUCUCUGCAUUAGACUCUUACUAAUCUCUGGUUACAGCAAUCUUUAAAGAAGUGCAAUAAAUUGACAAUAAAGUUGCAUCUAAUGUCAGUAAUAUGUUUGCUGUCCUCACACUACUGGACAAAAUUGUUUGUAUAGCUUGGUGGUUUAUGAGGGCCCAUAAGGGACACAGAAAAUAAGCACAAUAAAUAAAAAAUAGUUACCUUAAAAAGAUUAAAAUACAUUUAUAAAUAAAAAAAGUAAAUAAAUCAAAGAAUAUGCACAUUGCAAGUAGAUUAAAAUAUUGUCUGCCUUGACUCUGGUAUGAACAUCUGUGGCACCUGUGAGUUUCACACCAAAGAACUGUUGUUAUAAGAGCCGUAUAUGAAUCAAACUUUUCCCAAUACUUAUUUUACUGCUAUAUUAUUUGUAAUAAUCACACCAAUAAUGAGCCGUACAUAUCGAUGAUCACAAGGAUGACAUCAGUAAUGCGUAUCGGAGUGUUCACUCCCCUCCAGUGGUCACUGUCAGGAACUGUAAUACCAUACAGCAUAUACAACUUCUGAUAAAUCUCCUCGAUUAAAAGAAAAGAGCCAGCUUUGUAAUAUUCUGUUCACUACCUGGAAGCAUUA
Molecule: messenger RNA, 2804 nt
Organism: Xiphias gladius (swordfish)
Lineage: Eukaryota; Metazoa; Chordata; Actinopteri; Istiophoriformes; Xiphiidae
Gene: nkiras2
Product: NFKB inhibitor interacting Ras-like 2
Exons: 4
Coding region: 119-697 (192 amino acids)
Biological process (GO): canonical NF-kappaB signal transduction
Molecular function (GO): GTP binding; GTPase activity
Source: RefSeq, a predicted model, not a curated record